Candidozyma haemuli is the source of this 819-nucleotide messenger RNA. Its product is annotated as cleavage polyadenylation factor subunit. The transcript has a single exon. Gene Ontology annotation, cellular component: mRNA cleavage and polyadenylation specificity factor complex. Gene Ontology annotation, molecular function: RNA binding. The record is from RefSeq and is a predicted model, not a curated record. NCBI's taxonomy places the organism in Eukaryota, Fungi, Ascomycota, Pichiomycetes, Serinales, Metschnikowiaceae. The coding region runs from base 1 to 819 and encodes 272 amino acids.
AUGGCGAAUUCUGACGACGAAGAUGCCUUCCUUUAUGGUUCAGAUGACGAGCAGCCGUCUGCCAAGAGGCAAAAGUUGGAACCAAAAGCCCCAGAACCAGCUGAAGAAAACAAAAAAGAAGAAACUCCAGCCCAAGACCUGGAAGACGAAGACGACGAAGAAGAGUCCUCAGAUGACGAUAUUGAGUUUGUCAUUGGCGACCUGGCGCCAAAAAUCAGUACCACCACUUCCACAAGCACAGCCACUGCUGCUUUGAAUGAUACAGUGGGAAGCACAGCAGAAGCUAAAGAAGGUGCUAGCGACCUGACAGGAGACAAAGCUGCUGGAAUUGAAGUUGCUAAGGACGAAGGAGCAUCUCUGGUGGAUAUCAACAAGGUGGCUGAGUUGGACGGCAAACCGCUUACUCAGGUUGACCUAAAUGAACUUAAAGAUAAGCCAUGGCGUAUACCUGGAGCAGAUAUCUCUGACUACUUCAACUACGGCUUUGACGAAUUCACAUGGACCGCAUACUGUCACAAGCAAGAUAAGCUACGGGGAGAGUUUAACCCACAGAAGGUUAUGGCCAAUAUGAUGGGAGGGUCGAAGGGCGGUAUGCCUAUGUUCCCCUUCCCCAUGCCUAACAUGGGCAAUAUGCCUCCAAACAUGAGCAACAUGCCUAUGCCUCCUAACAUGGGUAACAUGCCCAUGCCUCCUAAUAUGCAAAUGCCUCCAAACAUGCAAGGCAACGGUAAACAGCCUCCAAAGCCACCGGGCCAGAAUAAGGGCGGACCAAGACAAGGAAGAGGCUACAGAAACUCUCCGCAGCCUCCAAAGAGGUAA